UAAGGGAUCUAACCUAAAACUUUUUUGUUGGCUGAGUCAUGCUUCUUCGCAUGUUAUGUAUUCCUGAUACCUAAACGCUAAAUGAUCGUGAAUUGGCGUUCGGUCUUAGUUGACAUUCUUGUAAGUGUAUCGUAAGAAGAAGUGAGUAAACUUUAUAUCGGCAGGGGAUUGUCCUCGGGAGCGGAGAUUCCACUCGUAUAGUCGUGCGUGAUACCCGUAGUCACGUACGUCGGCCAUCCUCACAGCUACGGGGGUGCCUUGAACCUCGUUUGCAGUCCAAUGAAGCGGAUCUGUUCACCGAGAUGACUCUUUUAUACGAAGCUUCGUGCAGCGGCGAUUGUUACUUCAAACGUCCGUCGUGCAGGUUUAUCAUGUAGAACGAUUUGUCUGGUCGAUGAUUCACGUCGAUUUUACUUAAACACAUGUCUGCAAAAAGUGUUUACUAAGUUAUGAUUAAUUGAUAUCUUAAAUUUCGUUUCAAUGAUCUCCCGUUUACUUAGCGCACUUUGGUUUAAUUGCCUAAUAAUCGCUUAAUAUUUAUAAAAUUGUAACAUAAGAGCUUGGUUGCUCAUACAUCCGUACUGGAUACGAAGAAAUUGUACAUAAUAUAACGAUUUUAAUCGAAUUUCGCGUGCUCCUGUACGCUGGUAUUUGUUUAAUUAAUGCUUCCGGCACGUAACAACAUGUUCCUCGUUUGCGUGACCGUGGGACUCGUUUUCUUGGCGUCGAAGUAUCGCAACAAUGUGCUUCGUAGCGUCAAGCACUUGUGCAAAAACAUCGCGAGUCGAGAUAAUCAUCGGAACAAUAAUAAUAAUGAUGAUGCCGUGAUUGAUAAGAACAUUAACAGCAAUAAAUAUGAAGAUAUUAAUAAUGGUCAGGGUUGUAAAAAUGAUAACGAUAAUUGUACUAAUAUCAACAAUAACGACGAAGAGAAAGGAUUUAAAACUACACUAGACAAGAUUAUUCUGGCGGACUCUAUAGAGAAGUGCGAUUACGCCGUCCAACGUAUUCGCUGUGAUCUGUCUGAAGGCGUAUUGGGUUUCGAUUGUGAAUGGGUCAACGAAGGGCCCGUUUCUUUGUUACAAUUAGCCACUUUCAAUGGAGUAUGUGCUUUGUUUCGCAUUGGAAAGAUCGGAUAUAUUCCAGAUAAACUCAAGGAACUGCUGUCUAAUAAGCGUAUCCUCAAAGUUGGGGUCGCCUCGUUCGAGGAUGGCCGGAAGAUAUUGAAGGAUCAUGGGUGCCAAGUUAACGGAACCCUCGAUAUAAGGACUUUGGCUACAAACGUCCAACUGCCGAGUUUGAAGAGCUUAGCGGCAAUGAGUUUAGAGUAUCUUGGUCUUGAAAUGGACAAAAUAAUAGAACUGAGGUGUGGCGACUGGGAGGCUAGCACCCUGACCGACGAACAAGUGACAUAUGCCGCUUGUGACGCGAUCGCAUCCAUUUUCAUUUACCAAAAGAUCAUACAGAGAAUGCAGAAAGCAAGACAGAAGCUUACGUUAUGGAAGAGAUUUACGAUUUUUCUACGCACCAAGUUUAGCCGUGAUGUAAACACACGAAUUCAUGGCGUACCUGCUGGAAUAGUCGAUACAAGGUUCAAGGCUCCACGAUCAAGUACAAGCAGUACCAGUAAUGCUAACAAUACUUCGAAUAUUAUUAAAACAUUAAAUAGAAGCUCUAGCGCCGAGUGUAAAAAUACAAUACCUACGAGGAAUAAGCCGUUGUAUCAUAAUUGUUACUUACAAGCACCUGAUGGGGAGAUACUGUGCACGUGCGACCGUAAAAAGGCAGAAUGGUACAUCGGGAAAGGAUUGGGAGAACUUGUCCAGACAGAUCCGUACACGGUGAAACUGAACUUCGAGCCAUCCGGUCGUGCAUUAGGCGAAGUCGGACAGUAUUAUACUCAAGUAAAAGUCAAUCAAUGUGUAGUCUGUGGAUGCACCGAUAAGUUCAUCAGGAAGAAUGUCGUGCCGCGGGAAUAUCGCAAAUACUUCCCACUGGUGAUGAAGGCGCAUCAAUCACACGACGUGUUACUAUUGUGCCCGUCUUGCCACGAGAUCAGCAACAAUAAUGAUCUGCAGCUCAGAAGAAAGCUGGCAGAUCUGUGCGACGCACCUUUGAUCGGGCCGCUGACACACAUGCGAGAUAAAUAUAUGAGCAACUUCCGAAAGCUUCAGUCGGCCGUUAAGGUAUUGAAACAAGGGUUACCGAUACCUCAGCGACGACGGGAGGAAUUUGAGAUUUACAUACAGGAGCAUACGGGCCAAAAGGAAAUCACUCCGGUUAUGCUCGAUACCCUGUACGAAAGAUUGAAAACGGCACCGAUCCAACAAGCGAUCUCUAAUCAGUUCAAGUAUCAACCGCACGGCUUGAAGGUGGUGCAGUUCUUCCAAAGGCAAGAAGGCGGACUGGUCGAGUUGGAACGUAUGUGGAGGGAGCAUUUUCUUACCACCAUGAAACCGAAACACUUACCGAACUUAUGGUCAGUACGUCACAAUCAGGAACGGUUGAUCAUGCGCCAAGCGCAAAAUCGAAUCGAACCACAGGAUGCGAAGAUAGCUGGACUAAUGAAGUAGCGGUGUAAUUUAAAAAUUGUACCUGUAAGGACUCGUAUAAGAGCGAGAACUUCAAAGAAGACUGUUAUAUUAAUCGAUAUAUGUUUGAAUAUAUACAUAUCUAUGAAUUAAUCUUUUA
This is a messenger RNA of Dinoponera quadriceps, 2691 nucleotides long. It is a transcript of the gene Exd2, whose product is annotated as exonuclease 3'-5' domain-containing protein 2. Lineage: Eukaryota; Metazoa; Arthropoda; Insecta; Hymenoptera; Formicidae. Gene Ontology annotation, molecular function: nucleic acid binding; 3'-5' exonuclease activity. Gene Ontology annotation, cellular component: nucleus; cytoplasm. Bases 663 to 2573 code for a protein of 636 amino acids. The record is from RefSeq and is a predicted model, not a curated record. The transcript has 8 exons. Gene Ontology annotation, biological process: nucleobase-containing compound metabolic process.